GUGCCUCUAUGGUUCUUCCUGUCAUUAGUCGGGAGGGGGCGCUGUGCGCAGGCGCGAGGUGACGCCGCGGCACGGCCGGAAGGAGCGCAGCGGCGUUCUCGGCGGCGGCGAAGGAGCUGUGGGCUGCCGCUGCUGGCGACCAAACGCCGCGGCUGCGGAGGCUGCAGAGCCUGUCUCGCGAGCCCGCGAAUUGAGUGGAGAACCCUUUGGAACAGAUGGUGGUCAUGUUUAUAUAUUAGUAAUCACGUAUGUGUAUGUCUGCAUUUGAAAAUGGCAGAGGGAAACAACAGUGAAGAGGUAAUUCAUUUGAAUAACUUUCACUGCCACCAGGGACAAGACUGGAUCAAUCUCAGAGAUGCGCCCAUCACCAUAUCUGACUCCUCUGAUGAGGAAGGGAUUCCGAUGCUGGUCACCCCGGCUUCCCAGCAACAUGACGAAGAGGACCUGGAUGAUGAUGUCAUCCUGACAGAAACAAAUAGACCUCAAACAUCACGACCCAAUCUCAUCAAACCCGCUGCCCAGUGGCAAGAUCUGAAAAGAUUGGGAGAAGAAAGGCCUAAAAAGUCUAGAGCAGCAUUUGAAUCUGAUAAGAGCAGCUAUUUUUCAGUGUGUAACAACCCAUUGUUUGAUUCUGGGGCACAGGAUGAUUCUGAGGCACAGGAUGAUUCUGAGGAAGACUACGGUGAAUUUCUGGAUCUUGGGCCUCCUGGAGUCAAUCAAUUCACUAAGACAAGUGGCCAAACAGAAAGAGAACCCAAACCUGGACCAAGUCAUAACCAAGCAGCAAAUGAUAUUGUCAAGCCCAGAUCAGAGCAGAAAGUCAUAAUCUUGGAAGAAAGUAGCCUCCUUUUCGGAGAAGGUGAUCCUUUGGGAAUUGAGAACCAGUCAUCUGAAGACUCAGAGACAGAACUUUUAUCAAAUCUCGAAGAGUCGGCUGGUAUAGAAGAUGAUCAGGCCAUUGGAGAAGGCUGUUGGUUAGGCCAUCCUUACCUCCGGUCUCUAAACCAGCAGCCCCGUGAGAUAACAAACCAGGUUGUUCCUCAAGAGCGGCAGCCUGAAGCAGAACUGGUCGCCUUGUUGUUUCAGCAUGAACUUCCAGGGCCAGCUUUUCCAAGACCAGUUUUUCCAAGACCAGAACCCCAGCAGGAUGGGAUUCCAGGCCCCUCAUCCCCUCAGCCUGCCCAUCCUCUGGAAGAGUUUGAAGACCAACAAUUAGCAACAGAUGAUGAAGAGCCAGGUCCAGCCUUUGCAAUGCAAGGAUCUCAGGAGCCCAACUUGGAAAACAUUUGGGGGCGAGAAGCUGCUGAGGUAGAUCAAGAACUCAUUGCACUGCUAGUGAAGGAAACAGAAGCAAGAUUUCCAGAUGUAGCAAAUGGGUAUAUUGAAGAAAUAAUUCAUUUGAAGAACUACUAUGAUUUGAAUGUACUUUGUAAUUUUCUUCUGGAAAAUCCAGAUUAUCCAAAGAGAGAAGAUAGAAUCAUUACAAACCCCAGUAGCAGCCUGCUGGCCGGCCAGGACGAGACAGAGUUGCCACAGGUGGACUUUUUUGAUUAUUCCAAGCUGGUUCCCCUGGACCAGCGCUGCUUCAUCCAGGCUGCUGACCUCCUCAUGGCCGACUUCAAGAUGCUCAGCAGUCAGGACAUCAAGUGGGCCCUGCACGAGCUCAAGGGACACUAUGCAAUCACUCGAAAGGCCUUUUCUGACGCCAUCAAAAAAUGGCAGGAGCUAUCACCAGAAACCAGUGGAAAAAGGAAGAAAAGAAAAGAAAUGAAUCAGUAUUCUUACAUCGAUUUCAAAUUUGAACAAGGUGACAUAAAAAUAGAAAAGAGGAUGUUCUUUCUGGAAAAUAAGCGGCGACAUUGUAGGUCCUAUGACCGACGUGCCCUCCUUCCAGCUGUGCAACAAGAGCAGGAGUUCUAUGAGCAGAAAAUCAAAGAGAUGGCAGAGCAUGAAGACUUUUUACUUGCCUUGCAGAUGAAUGAAGAACAAUAUCAAAAGGAUGGCCAGUUGAUUGAAUGCCGCUGCUGCUAUGGGGAAUUUCCAUUCGAGGAGCUGACGCAGUGUGCAGAUGCCCACUUGUUCUGCAAAGAAUGUCUCAUCAGAUAUGCCCAAGAGGCAGUCUUUGGAUCUGGAAAGUCAGAGCUCAGCUGCAUGGAAGGCAGCUGCACAUGUUCAUUCCCCACCAGUGAACUGGAGAAGGUGCUUCCCCAGACCAUCCUGUGUAAAUACUAUGAGCGAAAAGCCGAGGAAGAAGUUGCUGCAGCCUACGCAGAUGAGCUUGUCAGGUGCCCCUCCUGUAGCUUUCCUGCACUGUUGGACAGUGAUGUGAAGAGGUUCAGUUGUCCUAAUCCUCGCUGCCGAAAGGAAACCUGUAGGAAGUGUCAGGGACUCUGGAAAGAACACAAUGGCCUCACCUGUGAGGAGCUGGCUGAAAAAGAUGACAUCAAGUACCGCACCUCUAUUGAAGAAAAAAUGACUGCUGCCCGCAUUAGAAAAUGCCACAAAUGUGGGACCGGUCUCAUCAAAUCUGAAGGCUGCAACCGCAUGUCAUGCCGCUGUGGCGCCCAAAUGUGCUACCUCUGUCGCGUGUCUAUCAAUGGGUAUGACCAUUUCUGCCAGCAUCCCCGCUCACCAGGAGCCCCUUGUCAGGAGUGUUCAAGAUGCUCUCUCUGGACCGACCCCACUGAAGAUGAUGAGAAGUUAAUUGAGGAAAUCCAGAAGGAGGCUGAAGAGGAGCAGAAGAGAAAGAACGGAGAGAACACCUUCAAACGCAUCGGGCCUCCGCUGGACAAGCCUCCAGAGAAGGUGCAGAGGAUGGAAGCCCUCCCGAGGCCCGUCCCGCAGAACCUGCACCAGCCGCAAAUGCCGCCCUAUGCCUUCGUGCACCCGCCCUUCCCCCUGCCGCCCGUGCGGCCCAUGUUCAACAACUUCCCGCUCAACAUGGGCCCUAUCCCCGCACCCUACGUGCCCCCGCUGCCCAACGUGCGGGUCAACUAUGACUUUGGCCCUGUCCACAUACCCCUAGAGCACAACUUGCCUAUGCACUUUGGCCCCCAGCCACGGCAUCGCUUCUGAUGGCCCAGACCCGUUCCUGGUCUCCCAUCCCCACCACGAAUCCCCACCAGGCAUCGGAGGAGCCCGUGCCCUUGGGCUGUAGGAUAGAGAACCCAUCCCUCCCCAGGGCUAAGGGCUCCACCGAUGCCUUCCAAGGAGGGAUGGAGGGUGUGGGAGGGUAGGUUGGUUUUCUUGUGCUCCUCCUCUGGGAAGGGCCAUAGCUCCUUGAAGGGUGGCCACAAGCUGGUGGCCCUCUGGGUGCUUGUAACAGGAUCGAUCUGGCCUUCACUGGGCCAGAGAGAGAAGGGCAGUGAAGCCCUCUUCCUGGAGAGUCAAGCGUAGUGGCCCUGUCUGUGCCGUGUCACUCACAUCCCUGCGAAAACGACAAAGAGGAGAUGAUUUGCCUCCAGUCCAGUUCCCCUAGCAGACAACAGGAGAAGCCUGUCAGAGUUACAAACCACGUAGGCCUGCCUUCCCACUGCACAGACGCGUCCAUGAUAAAGACAAGUAGCACAGAGUGGAGUUGGAGAGAGCUGAGAUUGGCACUGCCACCCCCAUCCGGGGCCCGUCAAGAGUGGCCCUUUCUGCUCUGUGCGUAGCUGCAGGUCAAGGACCCAGGGCCCGAGCUGAGCCCUGGGAAGCAAGGCAGCCGUGAACAUCGCACUUGGGACCCAGAGGCCUGUGCUCGGGGGGCUCUCCUUCCUCACGGGAGCUCGAGGUUGGUCCCAUGAAGAGGUAGCAGAGCCCGUCCACAGGCCUGGGAAGCCCCAUGGGCUGGCUGUGCACUGCAGCCCCUCGGGGCAUUACCCAGUGCCGGGAGGGCAAGACAGUGUCCCUCACAUCCACGCCCAGGUGCCACCACAGUGACCAUUCACGAGGCCUCCUCUCUUCCCUUUUAAGGCCCAUUCAGAUCAGACAGCAGCAGAGAACAUCUUGUGGUGUGAGUUUUGUUCUGUCAUUUAUCUAAAAUGUUUGUUCUUGUUUACUCUGAACUUACCCAGUUUUCCAUGGCCUACUUGAAUUCCUAAAAAGUCAAAGUAGAAAUCGGUUACCUAGGUCAGGCAGCUGCGGGAGGCUGGAUGAUUCUGAAACUUUGGCCAAACAAAAGAUCAUCUCGAGGUAGCUGGGAGGGGCCUGGGCAGCCCAUUGCUGGGGAGACACCCCUGCACCAGCCGGGUGAUGAAUAGCUUUUCCCCCAAGGUUUUCUGGGGGGAGGAGUGGGCUCCCCUGGAGGGCAGAUAACCCCAGAUGCCACCUAGUGGGGCGCCCACCCAAGGUACUGCCCACUCUGCCAGCUGUGCUGCGCCUGCUGUGGCAGGGCCCAGGCAGCAGGUCCUCUGUCCUUCCUCCCUCUGUGUAUUCUCUCAGCGGCUGGUGGAGGCAGGUGGAGGCUGAUGUCCUGGCCCCCCAGGGGGUGAGGGCAGCUGUCCUUUUCCUGGGGUCAGAUGAGAGCUUGGGCCUGCCGCGUUCUCAGCCACCUUCUUCCCUUCCUGUCUGGCCCAGGUCUCUCGCUACACCUGAGGCACUGCACCGGCCUCUUUGCCAAGCAGAGGCCUGAAGCUUCUGACUGCCCAGCUGGGAGCCAGCCCUCCUGAACGCAGACGUCCUCUGUCCUCCAGUGUUGGCCUUCCUUGUCUUUGUGUUGCCCUGGGGUUCUGGGAAGUUGGGAGUACACAGACCUCAGAGAUGGGGCUGAGCCCAGGGCCUUCAGGGCUGUGCUGUGUGUGGGCCGCAACAGGGCUCGGCCGCCCAGGUUGUCAGGAAAUCAGGCACUGUCAAGCCACCAUCAGCUCCUCAGAUGCAUUUCAAAGAUUGAAGUGGGAAAAAAGAUCUAGAUGCCCGUUCUUUUUUGCCUCUCCUCAGGAUACAGGCUUUGAAGACAGGUGGUCACCUGGGCAUGGGCUGGGGGGCCCUUCCUGUUGGGCUGCCUGAACUUUGUUACUAGCCUGAAUGACAGUGCCUUGGAAAGGUGGGCUCCACGUGGCAGCGACAGUACUCUAAGUACCUUAAAUGCGUGUUCCCUGCACUUCCCCAGGGAGGGUCCCUGGGAGCAGAGUGCAUCAGCAGGUGGGGGGGUCACCCCAAGCACUGCCCCUCAGAGCCUGGCCCA
Molecule: messenger RNA, 5164 nt
Organism: Lemur catta (Ring-tailed lemur)
Lineage: Eukaryota; Metazoa; Chordata; Mammalia; Primates; Lemuridae
Gene: RNF216
Product: ring finger protein 216
Exons: 17
Coding region: 271-3075 (934 amino acids)
Molecular function (GO): zinc ion binding
Source: RefSeq, a predicted model, not a curated record